Molecule: messenger RNA, 5513 nt
Organism: Symphalangus syndactylus (siamang)
Lineage: Eukaryota; Metazoa; Chordata; Mammalia; Primates; Hylobatidae
Product: coiled-coil domain-containing protein 144A-like
Molecular function (GO): protein binding
Source: RefSeq, a predicted model, not a curated record
ACGGCUUGGCUGGUUGGCUUCGCUUGUUACUGGCUCUGCCUUUGGAAACCGCGAAAUUUCCUGGUUGGAGGUGGCGGCUGACCAGAGUGGCUUGGUCUUAUUGGGCCCCUGAGGCUGUGAUAGGCGGACUGGUGCUGAGGUGUCUCUGAUAGCCUCCGCCAUGAAGAGGAGCUCUGGCCUUGGGGGCCAGAAGGCCCAGGGGCCCUCCGGCUCCUUCACCUGCUGGUGGUGUUGCAGGGGGGACGAUGUCGCCGAGCGCGAUGACAGCCCCUUCGCCCAGUGCGGGUACAAUAUCCGAGAGAAACACCUCGGCAAGCUCCACAGAGCUGCCAGCCGGGGUGAAGUCUCCAAGGUGGAGCGCAUCCUUUCGCGCGGGAACGCUAACUUGGAUGAGAGAGACAAGAAGAAAAGGACUGCUCUGCAUUUGGCCUGUGCCAAUGGCCAUCCAGAAGUGGUAGCUCUUCUGGUAGACAGAGGAUGUCAACUUGAUGUCUUUGACAACAAAAACAGGACAGCUCUGCUAAAGGCGGUACAAUGCCAGGAAAAGGACUGUGCGACUAUUUUACUAGAACACGGCGCCGACCCAGACUUUCCAGAUGUCUAUGGCAAUACUACCUUACACUAUGCCACCUACAAUGAGGAUAUCCCAAUGACAAAAAAACUGCUUUUACACCAUGCCAAUAUUGAAACAGCAAACAAGGAUGAACUCACACCAUUUUUGCUAGCUGUACAUGAAGAAAAACAGCAGAUGAUAGAAUUUUUAAGAAAGCAAAAAGAAAAUUUAACUGCAGUUAAGUUUGAAAGCAUUCAGCAAGUAAUGUUUGAAUACAAAGAAAACAAGACGCCUAGAAAUCCUCAAAAUAGCAAUCCAGUGGAUGAGAUUCCUGGAAAUCCUGUAAAAAGGCUUUUCAACAAACCAUCUAUUGACGACUCACGACCUAUGUCAGCUAAUGAAGACUUUGAUUUUGAUACUGAGAUUUCUCAUGAGCAUAAGAAGGAAAAAGAUCUGUUGCAUAAAAAUUGCAUGUUGCAGGAAGAAAUUGCCAGGCUAAGACUGGAAAUAGACACAGAGAAAAAUCGGAACCAGCAAAAGGAAAAUAAUUAUCUUGAGGAGAUUAAAAUUGUGAAAGAAAAGAAUGAUUUCCUUCAAAAUACUUUGAAGCUGAAAGAGGAAACAUUUGCAACAAUGAUAUUCCAGGACAGUAUACAGCCUGAAGUUUUGAAAGCUGAGAAUAAAAUGCUCAGUUUUAAAUUGGAGGAUAAAAACCAAAACCAGGAGAGCCUGGAAAGAGAAACUGAAUCAUAUCAUGAGAGACUGGAAAGAGAAACUGAAUCAUACCGUUGUAGACUGGUCGCUGCUAUACAAGACUAUGAUCAAAGUCAGGCAUCAAAAAGAGAUGUAGAACUUGAUUUCCAGAGAACAAGACAAGCGUGGUUUCAUUUAAAGGAAAAAAUGAAUUUUGAUAUGAGUAACCUAAAAGAUAAGAAUGAGCUGCUUUCUGAAAAACUUUCUAAUGCUGAAAAUAAAAUCAGAAGCCUCAAAAUGAAGUUGCACCAGACAAAAGAUGCUCUAAGGGAAAAGACAUUGGUUUUAGAAGAUGUCCAAAGAGAACUAACCCAAUCACAACGUCAGAGGAAAGAAAUUGAACAAAUGUUUCAGAAUGAAGAAGGCAAAGUGAGUAAAUACAUUCAAAAGCAAGAAUCUCUAGAGGAGAGAUUAUCUCAAAUACAAAACGAAAAUCUGUUACUUCGACAGGAACUGGAUGAGGCUCACAAGAAAGCUGACAAUAAAGAAGAGAUAAUUAAUAUCCAAGAGCAAUUUAAUGCUAUUUUGAAAGAUCAAGCUCAAGAGCAAAGUCUUCUACUAGAGCAGAAAAACAACUUAAUCAAUAAAUGCAAUUUCAUAGAAAAAAGAUUGUACAAAUAUGAAAAAGAGAAAGCAGAAAGAAAUGAAAUUGUGAGACAACUUCAACAAGAACUGGCUGAUACUGUAAAAAAACAACCUAUAUCAGAGCCUUCACUAGAGGCUACACGAUGUUAUGUUAAUUUAGAUGAAACACAGGACUCAAAGAGGAAAUCAGGUCAAAUCAGAAGUCAAGCUGAUCUUACAGAAGCAGUGGAAACUGCAUCUUCAAAAGGUCUACAUGUGGAUGCAGAGAUUGAAGUUCUUCAACAGGCAUUAUUAUAUAUGAAAACAAUGCAAGAGAAACGUGAAACACUACAGAAGGAUCAGGAGAAGUUGGAAGAAGAACUAGUAAACCUCAAAAGUCACAUGGAAAUGAAUGUGUUAGAACGUGGUGAAUUGGAACACCAUAAACGGGAGUUCGAAGAAAGAGCAAGGCAGGAGAUAGCAGAACAAUUAGCAACUGCUGGUCUACUUUUACAGAUACAGAAAAUAGCUGAUGUCAAGUUACAGUUGUUAACAGAGGAAAGGAAGUCUACUAAGAAAAGUCAGAUGGAACUUAGAAUUAAAGAGCUGGAAUUCAAACUCUACAAAGCAAAAACUUCACAAGCAGACGGUAAUACAACAGAAUUGGAAAAAUAUAAGGAGCUGUAUCUAGAAGAAUUAAAACUUAGAGAAUCUUUGUCAGAUGAACUAAACAAACGUAAAGAAAUUCUAGCAGAUGUCAGUAGCAAACUUCUUCAAGAAAAAGAGUGGAGCGGAUCUUUAUUUACUUCUCAUACUACAAGGCCAGUCCUAGAGUCAGCAUGCAAUGGAAAUCUUAAUGAACAUUUAGGUCUCAACAGAAUACAUAUUCCAAGAGAAAACUUAAGAAUUCCUACCUUAAGCUCAUUGUCUUCAAAUACCAGAAUGGAGAGCGACUUGUCAAAGAAGACAAGAACCGAGGACACUUUCUGGGAACUCCAGGCUUGGCAACAUCUCUUGAUGUUGUGACUCGCAUCCUGUUGUGAGCAGUUAUGGUGCCAGGGAUAGGUGGCACCACUAGGUGGAUCCACUACUCCAAGGUAAAGCUGUACUCAUCUCUGGCAGAGGAAGUCGUAAAGGUCCCAUUGGACACCUGGACCACUGAGCCCCUCCAGGGUCUCAAACUCCUCUUCAAGCAAAGCCAAAAGAAUAAAGAUAAGUAAAUUAAUAAUGCUUCGGAUUGUUAUACCAUGAAUCAUAAUACUCCUUGUAGGUUUACUAAUAUGUCUUUGCUACUGUGAACCAAUACCACCCCCCAAUCACUGCCAGGAAAAGGUCUGUUCUGCCCUACCUGGAUUUAAAUCUCAAAGCCAUAAUCUGGGUGGUGUUCUCUCUAAUACUCACUGAGUUAACAGCUUCUUUUUCCAUAAUCAACAGACAUCUUGAUUUGGCUCUAAUCUGUUCUUGUUGGGACCAUGCAGCCACAUGCUCUAUGCUCACUAAUGCUUCUAGCUAAAGUCACCCUCAUAGGCGCCAACAGCCCACAACUAUAUAAAAAAAAAAAAAAUCUACAAGCAGCUCAACAACUACUGAAGUUCACCAAAUCUUCCUAUCCCUCAACAUAUGGGCUACGCAUGAAUUAUUUCUAUCCAGGGCAGGAACAGCCUACCCAGCCACGAUACAAGAAUAGGCAACUUCUCAAGCCCAAUUUAGCUUCACCUAUCACUGGGGCUUCUCUAUACAAAACCUUCCCAGAGAUGCAUACAGUACCUAACACAAGCAAAGGGGACUUUCAGGCUUUUCUUAAACCCACUUGCACUAUUUUAGGCCCCUUGUUUUCCCCCAUCACCAUCAGUCAGGUACCCCUAGGCAUCACUAGUGCCACAGAUUCUGGAACUUUGGUGGGUUCUCUCAACCCUGCACACUGCAACACAACCAUCACCAUUGUCAAUACCUCUCAUACUUCUUUUUGUCUAGAAACUGAAAUCUCCCAAUACUAAGUAAGGUUCUCUACCUUACCAAGCCAGUAGGGGUCAUGCAAAAAUUUCAAAUCUUUAACUCCCUUUGGAGGCUCUUCUUGACAUUACUAGACACAUGCUCUUCUGGGAAAAUAAGAACCAUCCUCCUAUUCAAACUACUUACUCAUGUCUGGCUCCCCCAGCAGCUGCAACUUCAGUGACAGAUAUCACAUCUUGCGUAGCCAACAAGGAUAUUGGUAAUGUUUGGAAUUGACCUUGCCUCCUUCCAUAUCCAUUCUUGUCUACCUAUGACAGAACUUUGUUUUCUAUGUGGGACACAGGCCCACCUUUGCCUCUCUGCAAACUGGACCAGAACACGCAUGCUGGCUUACCUCACCCCUAGCAUCUCAUUGCCCCAGGUGAUGCUUCUCUGCCCUUGCUCUUAUUUAUAACCUCACCCUGGGGCCCACCAAGCAAUUCAAUUAAUUCCCUUUCUCAUUGGGCUUGGCAUCACCACAGGUGCCAUGAUGGGAAUAGCCAGCAUUGGCACUUACUUCUGAACCUACCACAGCCUGUCUCUGGAAUUGGCUCAAGAGAUAGAAACAACUGCUUGCUAUAACAGUUACAGUGGCAAGUCAGUUCUCUCCCAGCUAUAGUUCUCAAACAUGGUAGAGGCCUUGACAUGCUGGCUGCAGCUCAGGGAGGAACUUGGCUGUGCUUGGAGAAGAGUGCUGAUCUGGGUUAAGAGAUCAGGGCAGGCUCAGGAGCACAUUUGAGAUCUCAUAAACUAGUCUUCUCACCUUUGGGAAGAGGCUACUGGAGUGUCACCUGGUUCUGAUUCUCAUGGCUCCUCCCCUUCCUAGGACCCCUGACCUCUAUCUUCCUUCUUCUCUUUUCUGGGCCUUGCUUCUUGAAUCUAUUAAGUUUAUUUCAUCCCAUCUAGAAGCCGUCAGACUUCAAAUGGUCUUGUGACAAGGAUAUCAACCUCUUUCCUGCCCCUGAGGACAACCAAGUUUCUGUAUGUCUCCUCUGGACACUGUGGGUCAAACCUUUUGAGAGACAACAACAACCUCUGAAACCUUCUUGUCAUGACAGCAAGCAAGGAGGAGGGACCAGAAGACCCUCGACGCCCUUUUUCAGCAGGAAUUAGCUACAGAAGAAUGACCUCCACCCCAUUUCCCAGAAGAUUUCUGGGUCCCAACUCCUUAAGGGAUAAACGUAAAAGGAGGCAGUUAGUCAGAUAUUAGCAGGCAGGAGGGGAGGUACCCAUGUUGGAAGGAACAGCCCAGAACACCUCUUAAGAUGCCCAGUACUCACUCUAUGGUCAAACUGUCAAAAUAUGGUUAACUAGAUCCUGACAAGGGAGAAAAAAGGCAAAAGCAGAAUUCUUGAGAGCCACACAGGUGCAAUGAGUACAAAUUUGAUGGCUAUAUGACCUUCCCGGGUGGCAGUAAUGAGCAAUGUCCCCAUCAGGUGGGAUUUAUAUUGAUCACUGCGUCCAGUGCACGUACAUUAACCACAGUAAGGGAUGAUCCCUCCAAGCCUUGGUGAGAACUGGGCAAGGAAAGAAGCAAGACCGUAGAAUAUCAAAUGCAGAAUGUCCCGGGGCUGUUUCCAGCAGGGUCAGCCCACUCCUCUAUUGGAGUGUACUUUUACUGCCCCAAUAAAACUUUUACCUGCUUUACUAA